Molecule: messenger RNA, 864 nt
Organism: Symbiodinium pilosum
Lineage: Eukaryota; Dinophyceae; Suessiales; Symbiodiniaceae
Source: the annotation of a GenBank genome assembly
GCGGCCAGCUUCGACUGGGCCAAGAAGGCCUCCGCUGCAGCCUUCGUCGGCUACAGCGCCUCGGAGCGCAGCCCACAGGUUGCGCGUGCGGUCACCCCGUACGAGUUGAAGAGGGACGUCUAUGCCGACCUGGAGUUCAGCAACGACAUCGGCUACCUGCCCGAUGGCACUCCCAUGAACCGUGCCGGCAACGCUAUCAACCACCCUGAGACCAUCGGCCCGGACAUGCAUACGCCGGGCUCCCCGCUGCCCCGCGCGAAGUUCGUGAACUCCGUGGGCUACCUGCCCGAUGGCACUCCCCUCAACGCGGCCGGCAACGCCAUCAACCAUCCGGAGACCAUGCAGCCGGACCCUCACACGCCGGGCUCCCCGUUGCCGCCCUCCCCCUACAAGGCUGACAUUGGCUACCUGGUGGACGGCACUCCUCUUGAGACUGCUGGCAACAACUCCGUGAGGGGUGGCGCCAUGCCUGCCGCUGCAGCCUCCAUGCCCGCCCCGGCCCAGGCCCCAGUGGUUGCCGCAGCCUUCGUCGGCUCCUCGGCAGCAUCCCCCUCGAAGGUGAGGCAUGCCGGAAACUUCGCCUACAGCUUCCAGAGGGACUCCUUCGCCAGCCUGGAGUUCAGCAACGACAUCGGCUACCUGCCGGACGGCACCCCCAUGAACAGGGCCGGAAACAACAUCAACCACCCUGAGAACAUCGGGCCGGACAGCCAUGCCGGCAACGCCAUCAACCACCCGGAGAACAUCCAGCCUGACCAGCACACUCCUGGCUCCCCGCUGCCUACUUCCGUCUAUGCGCAGGACGUGGGCUACCUGGUGGACGGCACCCCGAUGGACAAGGCCGGUAACCUUUCCGUCCAGUGA